UACGGUGGCUUUGAAUUUGACAUCGAGGUGGAGGCAAUAGCGGAGAUCACUGAAACCAGUAUCAUGCCGACAACAGUACAUAUCACACAACAACAGCAGCAGGAUACAUUGCAGUCUCUCUGGGUCGAUACAGUUCGUUUCGGUGGCCCAAGAGCAGUACGAAUGGCAGCGUUACUGUUGUUGGCUACGUUCGUUGGCAUGUUGGUUUCUAGUUUGGUGCUAGGCUGUUCCCGAUUGCUCGCAUUUCCUGCGACUUCUGCUGGAACUGUGACGGUAUUCUCGGAGUUGAUGGUUGUCGAGCUUGGGAGAGCAGAGGGAAGUGCGGCUUCAGCAUAUGGAGUACACAAGUAUGAUUUAUAUUGGUUAUGUAUACCCUUCCUAGAUUACGCCGAGCGCUUGUCGUCGACAAAUGGGCGGGUUGAUCGAGCAGACGGCCCGGGGAUUUUGCGAGAAAAAGUUAUGAUUGGUCGUAUCUUUUGUAUAUCAGUUCGUCAAGUCAAGGCGGAGCCUGUUGACAAUUCCGGAGCUGACGGUUCAGAGUGGUAG
Acaulospora colombiana is the source of this 546-nucleotide messenger RNA. NCBI's taxonomy places the organism in Eukaryota, Fungi, Glomeromycota, Glomeromycetes, Diversisporales, Acaulosporaceae. The record is from the annotation of a GenBank genome assembly.